CAGGCUUUAAAGAAUCACACUACUGGCACAUCUCGAACACGCCGCGCCGGGCUGUGCCGUGAGCGCGGGCGGUGCUGUCCGCUGCCGGCCAAUCUUACACACGUAUAACAUGUAUUAAUAACCUAAAAUAAUAAAAAAUUAAUAACCUAAAAAGAAAAUGUUGGAUCGUAAAGUUGUAAAAUUCGGUAUACCAUUUAUGAUUUUCGUUAUUGGGGGAUCAUUCGGCCUUCGAGAAUUUACAGAACUACGUUACAUAUACAAAAAAACUCGAUAUAUAAAAGAUGAAGUAAAGGGCACGGGAAUUAAGCUAAAACCAUCACAAGAAAUUACAUUAGAAAGAGAGUAUGAAAAUUUGCAAAAGGCAGACCUUGACAACUGGGAAAAUACCCGAAUAAAGAGACCAUGGCCUGAAUAGUCAUAGAAUCUUAGAUUUUCUCUAGAUUCUUUACUCGAUAAAAUCAGUACAAUAAUAUAUGAUUGUUUGGUCUUCAAAUUAAAUAUUCAUUGUGAGCUCAUUUCUUAUAUAUUAUGUAUAGUAUACAUCUGUAAAUACAUAUGUAUCUCGUCACAGUUAUAACAGAAUGUAUAAAGAUAAUAUAAUACAGUACAUAUAGUUUAACAUAUAGUGGUUAGGAUAUUGGUAACACUCUUAUAUUAUCACAUAUGAUGGUUUAUUCUGCAUCAAGUAAGAAUAAUUUUGACCUAUUAUUAAUUCUCAAUUGGCAGUGUAUAUGUGCAACUGUAAAGUAAUACAGCUAACAAUACAAAAAUAAGAAAAAAUUGGCCUUUCCUACAGUAUUUAUUUGCAUCAUAUUUAUGAGAUUAAAAUUUAUUUUGAAUAAA
Harpegnathos saltator (Jerdon's jumping ant) is the source of this 843-nucleotide messenger RNA. It is a transcript of the gene l(3)neo43, whose product is annotated as cytochrome c oxidase assembly protein COX16 homolog l(3)neo43. Gene Ontology annotation, cellular component: mitochondrial inner membrane. Bases 158 to 415 code for a protein of 85 amino acids. Lineage: Eukaryota; Metazoa; Arthropoda; Insecta; Hymenoptera; Formicidae. The transcript has 3 exons. Gene Ontology annotation, biological process: mitochondrial respiratory chain complex IV assembly. The record is from RefSeq and is a predicted model, not a curated record.